CAUCUGACACCAUCGUCACGUUUGUCACUUAGAAGUGAGCACGUUUAAGCAAGUUUCCCAAGAUUUAAACAUCGAAGAAGUGCCAUUUGAAUUGAUUUUUUGAACCUCUGUCUUAUUUCAUCGUUCAUAGCUCCUAGCUAUCUUUCUAUCAUCUUCCUAAUCCCGUUUAUACCCGACCCUUUCGAGAAUUCCACUUCCGUAACCUCACCGAUGGACCAUUCGCACAUGGAUCACGGACAUAUGGACCAUGGCGAUAUGGGCCAUGGAGAUGGCGGACACGGUGGCAUGCCGAUGUGCAACAUGAAUAUGCUCUUCACAUGGGACACGACCAACCUCUGCAUCGUAUUCCGCCAAUGGCACAUUCGCGGCACGGCUUCGCUGGUCUUCAGCUUGCUGGCCAUUAUUGCUAUCAGCGCCGGCUACGAAGCUCUCCGCGAGGGCAUCCGACGCUACGAGUCCUCGAUAGCUGCCAAGCAGGACGCUGCACCUAUCGAAUCAAAUACUGAGAGCGCGACAUUACUUGGGGUAGGACGAAGCAGCCAGGCCGACGCGAUUGGGCGACAGGCCCAUGUUUUUAAGGCGGUGCUAUACGCCGUACAGAACUUUUACGCCUUUAUGAUUAUGUUACUCUUCAUGACCUACAACGGCUUCGUCAUGUUUUCCGUUGCUAUCGGAGCUGGCCUCGGAUACUAUUUCUUCGGUUCGCAUACGAAAGCCGUAAAGGAGACGGCCUGUCAUUAAAUGCGGGAUAGCCUAGCACUAGCGUUACACUACUAGUAUUAUGCAUACGGGCGGGUGGAUAAAUAGAAGUGCGAAGAAGCUAUUUAGAGUCUAAUUUAGAGCUCUAUUACAACUAGAGGGUAUUGAUCGAGUGUGUUGGAUGCGUCAUAAGAAUUUGCCAGCAGUUGGGAAUUACAGAUACAGGCGGCUUGGGCCCAUUAUGAAUCUACAAUAAUGCAAGGACGGCAUAUCCCAUCCGUCUACAUCUUCGCAUCCUUAACCUCGUCUUUAAUAGCUUCUUGUCCUAUUUCCUUUCUCUUCUUGUCGGGGAGGCGGCCCGCGUCGUUUA
This is a messenger RNA of Daldinia loculata, 1069 nucleotides long. Its product is annotated as Ctr copper transporter family protein. Gene Ontology annotation, molecular function: copper ion transmembrane transporter activity. The transcript has 4 exons. Bases 211 to 741 code for a protein of 176 amino acids. Gene Ontology annotation, biological process: copper ion transmembrane transport. The record is from RefSeq and is a predicted model, not a curated record. Lineage: Eukaryota; Fungi; Ascomycota; Sordariomycetes; Xylariales; Hypoxylaceae. Gene Ontology annotation, cellular component: membrane.